Molecule: messenger RNA, 925 nt
Organism: Danio aesculapii
Lineage: Eukaryota; Metazoa; Chordata; Actinopteri; Cypriniformes; Danionidae
Product: phosphatidylserine synthase 1-like
Exons: 5
Coding region: 212-925 (237 amino acids)
Biological process (GO): phosphatidylserine biosynthetic process
Molecular function (GO): L-serine-phosphatidylethanolamine phosphatidyltransferase activity
Source: RefSeq, a predicted model, not a curated record
CGGCUCGCCAUAGCGGCUGCGCGCCCCUCUCCUCCUGCACACCAAUGAAAAAGCACGAAUUGUCUGUUUUCCCCCAAAGUGUCCUCCAUCUUCCAGAAACACACACACAGACACCACCACCAGCAGCAGGAGCUCAUCCAUGCAUUAGCCGGACUGCACUCAUGUGUGUCGGCUGCAGGAGAGACCAACACGGAGGAGACAAAAAAACAUCAUGGCGACCACCUUCAGGUCUCAGACUCUCAGCAAAGAUGAUGUCAACUACAGGAUGCAUUUCCGCAUGAUCAACGAGCAGCAGGUGGAGGACAUCACCAUCCAGUUCUUCUACAAACCGCACACCAUCAGCCUGCUGACCGUCACCGUGCUCAGCCUCAUGUACUUCGCCUUUACGCGAGAUGACGGAGACCCUGACAGUAACCUGCGGGUGGGCCUGAUCCUGCUCGUCUCCUUCUUCCUGGUCAUCAGUGUUCUGGCUUUCCCAAACGGUCCGUUCACCAGGCCUCAUCCAGCAAUAUGGAGAAUAGUGUUCGGUCUGAGCGUUCUCUACUUCCUCUUCCUGGUGUUCAUCAUCUUCCUGAACUGGGAUCAGGUGAAGGCUCUGAUGUUCUGGCUGGAUCCAAACCUGCGCUACGCCAAACGAGAAGCAGACGUCAUGGAGUAUGCGGUGAACUGUCAUGUGAUCACAUGGGAGCGAAUCCUGAGUCACUUCGACAUCUUCGCCUUCAGCCAUUUCUGGGGCUGGGGGAUGAAGGCUCUGCUGAUCCGCAGCUAUGGCCUGUGCUGGACCAUUAGCAUCACCUGGGAGCUCACUGAGGUAAAGCUGUUUACAUUCACCACCAUCAACAUCACAUCCGAAUCGAAUCACGUCCUGAUCACAUCACACCUACAAUCACACCCACAAUCACAUCCGAAGCACAUCACACCCUAA